CCUAAUACACCGCCAUUUUGACUUUUCUGUUGGUACUGGAAGGAAGUGGUGGAAUGUAAUUGGUAAUAGACUAGAAUUUAACCGGUAGAAAAGCUAGGUGAAAGGUAUGUCUGCCGAUUACCUGACAAUAGCUCCUACUGAGGAGGGUCAGAAUCAGGCAAUAGCAGCUGCCAGUGUACAUCAAUCAGAUGUACCCCAGGGAAGUCAGGAGAUCGUCAUUGACGGCACGCCCCUCCAGAUCCCCGCAGGGAAUUACAGAACCGAGGUCUUGGAGGAUGGGACUGUGCAAGUCAUUGUAUACCAGGAACCGGGGAAUCAGACACUUAAUAAUACUGUAACUCAGCCAGCAGCACAACCAAAUCCGGUUAUCCUUCCAAUGGAAUCAGAGUUCAAGGGUCGUCGUAGUCAUGACAUUGGCAUACAGAACACAACAGUGCCUCACUUUAAUACAUACAGCUUCACAGAGCAGGGUACCCAGACAAUUCCUACACCAGAUAUAGACCUAGAGCAGGAAUUGAUUCAGCCAGAGUUAGAGGAUGAAGAUGUGGAAGAAGAAAUACUUACUCCUCUCCCUGGCAAAAGGAAGAGGGGCAGGCCUCCAAAAGCUCAAGUCAUCCAUAACCUCACCGUGCCCAAUGAAAGCAAUAAGUUUAACAAAGGCACCAAGGUUAUGUCCUAUCAUAAGUGCACCAUCUGUGGGAAAUGCUACAAAAACAAAGCCAACUGGACAGCUCAUCUGAAGUUGCAUGACAAAGAAGAGGUGUUUAUGUGUGGAUUUUGUGGACAGAUAUUUCAGAAAACUGCAUUUCCUCAACAUUUGAAAACUCAUAAGAAAGAGAAAGAAAGUUCAAACAACGAAAAUACUGCACAAUCCAGUGUGGAGGCUAACACUGCCAGUUCAUCAAGGAAUCUGACAAACACUCCCCUUUAUCAUGAGCCCAAACAAGCAAGUCCCAGCAAGCAGACAGGAGUGAUGAAACCUGCUCCAAACAUUCCUGCCAAGCUGGACAUUAAAACUGGAAAUCUUGACCGACAGAAGGAUGUGAUUCUUCAAAGCCAUCAGGUGACCCUUCCCAAUCAGCAGGUUGCUACGGUGAUAGACCUGGGGAGCCUUGGAAACCUGUUGACAUCUGGCAACAAUCAGAACCAGCUGGAUUUGAUGAACAGAGAUGGGGAUCCUGAGAACUCCUUGGAAGGCAUGGAGGGAGAGAACGACGAUACUAAGACCAAGUACAUCUAUAAAUGUAAUGUCUGUGGCAAGGAGUACAACAACAAGAGUAACUGUCACCGCCAUCUCAAAACCCACACCCAUGAGAAAACUUACAAAUGCCCUGCUGAUGGAUGCGACAAGAUUUACAUGCACAGGUAUGAGCUCCGCAUGCACAUGAGAAUCCAUACUGGGGAAAAGCCAUUUAAGUGUGCUGUCUGCAAGAGAGGCUUUAAUGAGGGAGGAAAUCUUAGACGUCACAUGAAAAUCCAUGCAGGGGAUGACACUCCUUUUAAAUGUGGGGUCUGUUUCAAAGGUUUCAGUGAGAUGUUCCGCCUUCAAGUUCAUCUAAAGGUACACAGUGGUAACAUUGUGUGUGAUACUUGUGGCAAGAAGUUUGGAAAGAUCUCCGAUUUGUACAGACAUAUUCGCAUCCACACAGGGGAUAAGCCCUACAAAUGUGAUAUUUGUGGGAAAGCCUUCUGUCAGAAAGUCAAUCUCCAGACCCACUACAGAACUCACUCAGGAAAAACACCCUUCAGGUGCACCCUCUGUAACUUCGGCUUCAGCAAGAAAGCCAUCCUGGAUAAUCACAUGAGCGGCCAUGAACCAGAGGAGAUCGAAGAGCAUGAGAUGAACCUAAGGAUGAUGGGAGUGACGGAAGCUGUCACCAUCAAACAAGAACCCCGUACCCCGGCUCCCCCUCCGGUGGAGGACUCAGAGGAGGAACCCCAGCAGAUGGAGGUCGUGACCUUGGAUGCCAAAACUGGCUUGGUGGAGGUCACCCUGGAGAAUCAGGAAUCGGAGACUGGACUCAGUCAGGAGGAGCUGGCUCAGCUGGUGGCUGCCACUGUAGAGGAGACCGAGGAGACAUGACAACAGGUCACAUAGAUAGAACUGUGUAAUGGGGUAUUUAUUUCUGUAAAUAUGGGAAUUGUAUUGAGAUUUAUGUGUGAGUUGAAGUAAAUAGAACCACUUCUUAUGGGAUUCUGGUAACAAGACUUCUCUAAGAGUUUACAUUCAUUUUUAAACUUGUAGAUUGUUAAAAUGCAUGAUAUAAAUUACUAUAUUUUAUGAGCAUUAAUAAAACAUGAAUGUUAUUUUCAA
This is a messenger RNA of Saccostrea cuccullata (small rock oyster), 2314 nucleotides long. Its product is annotated as zinc finger protein 260-like. Gene Ontology annotation, molecular function: DNA-binding transcription factor activity; RNA polymerase II cis-regulatory region sequence-specific DNA binding. Gene Ontology annotation, biological process: regulation of transcription by RNA polymerase II. The record is from RefSeq and is a predicted model, not a curated record. The coding region runs from base 107 to 2083 and encodes 658 amino acids. NCBI's taxonomy places the organism in Eukaryota, Metazoa, Mollusca, Bivalvia, Ostreida, Ostreidae. The transcript is spliced from 3 exons.